AUGGCCGACCCAACACCCUCCUCGUCGACACAACCGCCCGCCGAGCCCGUGCUCUCCUCCGACCCUGCCAAGGACAAAGCACUCAAAGCCUACAAAAAGGCGCUCAAGCAGCACAACGAGCUCUCGGAAAACCUCAAGAAGCUCCGCUUCGGCCUCAAAGACCUCGAAAAGGCGUACGACAAGACCGAAGAUGACAUCAAAGCUCUCCAGUCCGUCGGUCAGAUCAUCGGCGAAGUGCUCAAGCAGCUCGAUGAGGAGCGCUACAUUGUCAAGGCCUCCUCGGGGCCACGCUACGUUGUCGGGAUCCGAGCCAGCGUACCCAAGCACAAGCUCAAGCAGGGUGUGCGUGUUUCGCUCGACAUGACCACGCUCACCAUUAUGCGUAUUCUCCCACGCGAGGUCGACCCGCUGGUGUACAACAUGAGCAUGGAGGAUCCGGGCGCGGCGAGCUUUGCUGGAAUCGGUGGUCUGGGGGAUCAGAUCCGCGAGUUGCGAGAAGUGAUCGAACUGCCCUUGCUCAACCCGGAACUCUUCAUGCGAGUCGGUAUCAAGCCACCCAAAGGUGUUUUGCUCUACGGUCCCCCAGGAACUGGCAAAACCCUCCUCGCCCGUGCCGUCGCCAGCACGCUCGAAACCAACUUCCUCAAAGUCGUCUCGUCGGCCAUCGUCGACAAGUACAUCGGCGAAUCGGCUCGGUUGAUCCGCGAAAUGUUCGGUUACGCCAAGGAACACGAGCCAUGUAUCAUCUUUAUGGACGAGAUCGAUGCGAUCGGAGGUCGAAGGUUUAGCGAAGGCACGUCGGCGGAUCGCGAGAUCCAGCGAACGCUCAUGGAGCUGCUCAACCAAAUGGACGGCUUCGACUACCUCGGCAAGACCAAGGUCAUCAUGGCCACCAACCGACCCGAUACGCUCGAUCCAGCGCUCAUGCGACCCGGUCGAAUCGAUCGCAAGAUCGAAAUCCCCCUCCCCAACGAACAGUCGCGAUUGGAGAUCUUGAAGAUUCACACCAAACCAGUGGCCAAGAAAGAGGAGCUGGAUUACGAGGCCAUCGUCAAGCUCAGCGACGGCUUCAACGGCGCCGAUCUGAGGAACGUUGCGACAGAGGCGGGCAUGUUUGCUAUCAGGGAUGAUAGGGAUUAUUGCGUCCAGGAAGACUUUAUGAAGGCAGUGCGAAAGUUGCAAGAGGCCAAGAGACACGAGUCCAAGAUCGAUUACAGUGCCGUAUGA
Molecule: messenger RNA, 1227 nt
Organism: Kalmanozyma brasiliensis GHG001
Lineage: Eukaryota; Fungi; Basidiomycota; Ustilaginomycetes; Ustilaginales
Product: ATPase, AAA-type, core
Exons: 1
Coding region: 1-1227 (408 amino acids)
Biological process (GO): positive regulation of RNA polymerase II transcription preinitiation complex assembly
Cellular component (GO): proteasome regulatory particle, base subcomplex; cytosolic proteasome complex
Molecular function (GO): ATP binding; proteasome-activating activity; ATP hydrolysis activity
Source: RefSeq, a predicted model, not a curated record